This is a messenger RNA of Triticum turgidum subsp. durum (durum wheat), 648 nucleotides long. Lineage: Eukaryota; Viridiplantae; Streptophyta; Magnoliopsida; Poales; Poaceae. The record is from the annotation of a GenBank genome assembly.
AUGGCGGGCAUGCUCUGCGUUGCUCUCCUCCUCACGUCCCUGAUCUGGUCAGCCGCGCCCACGGCCGGCUUGGCCGGAGAUGGCCGCCGGCAGCAGCAGCUAACCGCGCUGCCGCCGAGGGGCUGGAACUCGUACGACUCCUUCUCGUGGAUCAUCGACGAGGCCGCGUUCCUCGACAACGCGCGGAUCAUGGCCAACAGGCUGCUCCCGCAUGGAUACCAGUACGCAGUGAUAGACUUCCUGUGGUACCGGAGGAUCGCCGCCGGCUCGGGGGUGGGCGCGUACGGCUUCGACAGCAUGGACCAGUGGGGGCGCCCGUACCCUGACCCCCAGAGGUUCCCGUCGGGCCGAGGUGGCGGAGGGUUCAGGCCGAUCGCCGAUAAGGUCCAUGCCAUGGGCCUCAAGUUCGGAAUCCACCUCAUGAACGGGAUCAGCACCCAGGCCGUCAACGCCAACAUGCCCAUCCUCGACGUCCGCACGAUCCUGAAAGAGCUUGAGAGACCAGUCGUCCUAUCCAUCUCCCCCGGAACCGCUGUCACUCCAGCAUUAGCUGAGAAUAUCACACAACAUGUUGACAUGUACAGGGUAACAGGAGAUGACUGGGACAGCUGGAAAGAUGUUCGCCCACAUUUCGAUGUCGCCAGGUAG